AUGGCUGGCAUCGGUCAUUGCGAGGAGGUGCAGAUCAUCAUGUUGGUCUUUGCGGAAAGUGAUGCCUUGUUGUUUUGUGCCUUCCAGGUACUUGAGUAUGUGCUUGACGGCAUUCCAGUGUGCUGGCCCUGGAUUUUGGCUGUGCAUUGCGACUUCUUUCGUCGCAUACGCAAUGUCGGGUCUCAAGCAUUGUCGACAGAUACAUCAGAUUGCCAACUGCAUUUCGGUAAGGUACGUUGGUCAUCGCAGCUUUUUCUCUGUCUGUCCUUGGCUGCAUGGAGCUCCUGAGUUUGAUGCUUGUUCUGGCAGGUGUGUCAGUCGCAUUGGCUUGAUCGAUGUGGUAUUUUGAGAGUAUCUGACUGACAUACUCACUCUGCGACAGGUUCAGUGUGCCAGCGACCAUGUCUCGCCAUUCCGAUGAAGCGCUUUGCGAAACCAAGGUCUUUGAUUUCAAACUUCUCUUUCAUUAUUGCUUUGAACCAACUUGCCGAUUCAUCGUGCCCUUUUGCAGGUGCAUAGAGGAUGUCAUCGACAAUCACGCCAACCCAGAGUUGCUUCUCGUCAUGGAAGUAGAGACAGGGAUCAACCUUUGA
Vitrella brassicaformis is the source of this 593-nucleotide messenger RNA. Lineage: Eukaryota; Vitrellaceae. The record is from the annotation of a GenBank genome assembly.